AUGAAACUCACAAUCCCCUCCUCGCUCCUGACCCUCGCCGUCCUGGCCAACGCCCACGGCUACUUCGAAUCCCCCAUCGGCCGCCAACCGGGCGAUGCCUUCAAAGCCGCCUGCGGCCAACAAGCCUACGACAUGAUGCAAGCCGACAUCAACGGCAACAUCCAAGGGCUCGAGCAAUUAACGGCCAACCAAGCCGAUUAUAAAGCGUCGGAGUGUGAAUUGUGGAAAUGUAAAGUAAGUAUACGUAGCGACUCCACCGAAACAAACCGCACAUUGAGGGGUCCCUAUAACUCACGCUCGCUGAAAAAAAUAAAUAGGGAAUGAAAUACACCGACAACACGGCCCAGGUACAGACCUACAAAGCAGGCGAAAAAGUACCGCUAUACUUCAACAUCCGCGCCCCCCACGACGGCUACGCCAACGUCUCCAUAAUCGACACGACAUCGAAUGCCAUCCUAGCGGCGAACCUGAGCGCGUGGGAUCGCUACGCUCUGACAGAAGUCCCGAUAAAAACCACCUGGACGAAUUUCACCGUGACGAUGCCGACGGAUCUGGGAAGCAAGUGUGCGAGUGCGGGGACGUGUGCGAUUCAGAUGCAUUGGAAUGCGCAGAGUAUUAAUCAGACGUAUCAGAGCUGUAUUGAUUUUACUAUGGCGGGGAGCUCGAAGGGGAGGAGGAAGAGACAUGCGAGGGAGUUUGCUUGA
Molecule: messenger RNA, 704 nt
Organism: Lecanosticta acicola
Lineage: Eukaryota; Fungi; Ascomycota; Dothideomycetes; Mycosphaerellales; Mycosphaerellaceae
Source: the annotation of a GenBank genome assembly